Molecule: messenger RNA, 2524 nt
Organism: Mytilus californianus (California mussel)
Lineage: Eukaryota; Metazoa; Mollusca; Bivalvia; Mytilida; Mytilidae
Product: thyrotropin-releasing hormone receptor-like
Exons: 1
Coding region: 1-1113 (370 amino acids)
Biological process (GO): G protein-coupled receptor signaling pathway
Cellular component (GO): plasma membrane
Molecular function (GO): G protein-coupled receptor activity
Source: RefSeq, a predicted model, not a curated record
AUGAAUUCGAGUGAUUAUUUAGACUACACAAAUUAUCCAGAAUACAAAACUGGUGUUUAUAUUUGGAAAAUUCUUCCGCCAAUUCUUAUUAUACUCGGGACAACUGGUAACAUUUUAUCAAUUAUAGUACUGCGGAGGAAAAACAUUCAAAAGUCGGUAUGUAGUAUAUAUCUGAUAGUUCUAGCAGUUUCUGAUCUUUCAGUUUUAUAUACCGGACUUUUACGACAGUGGAUUAAUGUAGUGUUUGAAGUUGACAUACGUGAGUUGGGAACUGGUAUUUGUAAACUGCAUACAUACAUCGUUUAUUUCUCUCUGGAUUUUUCAUCAUGGAUCCUGAUGGCUGUCACGGUGGAACGUGUUUUUCUUGUUUGGUUCCCACAAAAAGCCAAAAUAGAAUGCACCAAGCGAAAAGCUGGAAUAAGUUUGAUUGCCAUUGCAGCUUUUUUAUUGUUGAUCAACAGUCACAUUCUUUAUGGUCAUGUAGAUAAGGAAUCAAUGGUUAAUGGCACAGUUUCGGUUGAAAAAUGUUACUAUAUUUCCGAUGAGUACAAUCAGUUUUGGAGCGCAUCAUGGCCAUGGAUUGAUCUAUCCUUAUUCUGUGGCAUACCAUUCUGUUGCUUAUUGACAGGAAAUCUUCUUAUAUUUGUCAAAGUAUUGUCUUCACAAAGAGCUGUUAAGCGUCGGAUUGCUCCUUCUUCGCAAACGCCUGGAUCAAAGGCUCAACAGAGGGAUUCGAAAUUAUCGUCGAUGAGUGUCAUACUGUUCACCCUUAACACGGUUUUUCUAUUGUGUACCACGCCAAUAAGCGUCUAUUUGAUUGGCUAUUCGAAAUGGGAGAAAGAAUUAGUAGGAAGAGGUUAUGCCGUCCUAGACAUGGUGUGGGCUAUUGUUAAUGUUCUUAUGUAUCUUAAUAACAGCAUCAAUUUCCUUUUGUACAUUUUGAGUGGAAGUAGAUUUAGGCGUGAGUUCAAAGACAUGUUUCGGAGAAAAAAUAAUGAAACAGUAACAGUUCGUAAUGAUAGUAUCACUAGAAUGAACCAUCUUACAGCAAUUCAAAGCAACAGGGAAGAACCACAUAUGACACACGUGCAAGUUUUUCAUACGUCAGCAUAAUUGUGAAAAACCUAAUAGAACUUUGUUUUGCGACAAUCAUGACUUUUGUUAAAUAUAUUUUAAUGGCGUUUUAUAUAAUCAUAAUCAAAAGUAAAUCGUGUUCAUAUUUUUAUUGUAUAUUAUAUCUGGGUUGAUCUCCCAAUUUUGUCGAUAUAACGGAACAGUAAACAACUGUCAUACACGUGGGAGAUUAAGCUAGCUAUAAAACCAGGUUUAACCUACCAUUUUCUUCGGAAAAUGCCUGUUUCAUGUCAGGAAUAUGACAGUUGUUUUUCACUGUUCCGUUGGUUGAUAACGUUAGAUUUUGUUAGUUUUUAUGGACUUCCCCUUUUUGAAUUAACCUUGGAGUUCGGUAUUUUUGUUAUACUUUUUGUCCCUCAUCGCCAACUUUUAAUUUGACUUUUUACAAGGAAAAGAUGUAUGUUAUCAAUCGUGCGAUUAUUGCUCUCUGUUAUGUUGGAUAUAUAACUAUCCUGGUUUGAUUCCAUUAAUAUCGAUUUAGGACAAAUGUAAUGUGUUUGAAGCUUGACCCUUCGUAAAACGUUGAUUUUACUGUCGCAAAUUGUGUUUAACCUAGCGAUGCCUAUCGGAACUUGGUAAACGGAUAUUUGCGAUAGUAAAAUCAAGUUUUACGAAAGCCAAGCUUAACUUACAAUACAACUAUUUCAAUAAUAAUGAGAAAUAUCAAAAUAAAUUCCAUUUCAGUAAAUAUUUUGGCUUAAAAAUGCAAUACUGGUUUACUUUUAUAAAUUUUGACUUGGAUGGAGAGUUGUCUUAUUGGUACUCAUACCACAUCUUCUUAAAUCUAAUAAAUGAAAAAGUCAGCAAAAUUUCACAUCAUUUUUUGCAUCAAAACAAUUUAAAGUCAUAGUUAUACUCCCGAUGUCAAACAAAAGCAAAAGACGAGUAUAUACUUUUUGUACGCUUCUGAAUGGUUUGAAUAUUGACAAAAAAAAGGUUUUUUAAGGCACAAAAUGUGACCGUUUUGCUUAUUUUUUUUAAGAAAUCACAUACCACAAAAAAAAAUCGGAAUUCAAAAUGGUGGCUCUCCUUAGUUACGGACUGGUAGAACGUGGAAUCUAACCUUUCAAAAUAUUUGUCAACGUACAAUGAAAAUUAUCCUUCCAACUAAAUUGAAAUAGAAUCGUCCUGAAAGGACUUAUCAUUUGCUACAUAGAUAUAUAUCUAUGGUCUUUCCAACAAACGGAAAAUCUCGAUUUUAUUUACGACGAGUUACUGUCACAUUCGUGAAAUAAUCUUAUCUUUUUAUAUAUUACCCAGGCCUUUUUUUUUCAUUUUUUCUAUCUUUUUUUUCUUUUAUUUCAAUGAGGAGAUAAUAAAAGCUAACAAAUCUAACCUAAUCCCACCAAAACUAUCUGAAUUUUAUAAAUAAUUGCGACUUUUUUGCACG